Messenger RNA from Amoebophrya sp. A120, 2104 nucleotides. The record is from the annotation of a GenBank genome assembly. Lineage: Eukaryota; Dinophyceae; Syndiniales; Amoebophryaceae.
AAGCGAAUAUGGUUUGUCGGUCAACCGUGCGUAAAGAUUGAAUCGUUCGUCAUCGUCAUCUGAAGAGAUUUACGUACCUUUUCAUGAUAAUUUAAACUGUUUUGAGGCGAAGGCGUGUGUGUCUUCGGUCAUCUCUCGGUACUCGUCCACAUGAUUAUAAUUCCGCACUCCAGCUUGCUGUCGGAAAAUCUUCUGUUUCUACUAGUCGUCUGUAGUUCUUGCUCUUCCAAGUUUAUUUUCCUUUCACGAGAAUCACAAUGGCAAUCACAUACACUUUCACAGCCCCAUGGUGCAUACAUAGGAAGGAGUAAAAUUAAAAUUUGAUUACCCGCCUCAUUAUCCUCGGCUUCUGCAACUGCAACACCAACACCAAAGAGAAUUCAAAUCUAUGUGACGUCGCAAAGCAGCCGCCGCGUCACCAAGAAGGUUUUUGUGAAGUGGCAUUGUCUCGUCGUUGAUUGGAGGUCGGCUUCUUUUUCGUUGUGUAAAGGCCUUGGCGGCCCCCUCUUCCCUUUGGCUUUUAAACAAGAAUCGACAAUACAUGGACGCUCUUUCGCGCAGUUCGAAAGCGGUGGAUCCCGCCGGCGGCGCGUUGCGCAGCAGUCGUGGUAGCGGCCAUGCUCCCCGCACCUCCAACUCCGCGCAGCCAGCCACUUAUGACGUGGUGCCGACGAGUCAACAGCAACAGGGCGAAUCUGCUGCAGCCGGAUUGAUUAGCGACUCGCUGAAGCCGGCCGACUUUUUCGCAGCGCGGCCCAGCCGGCAGUCUAGAGCUAGCAAUGACAAUAUGUCCAUCAAAGGUCCACUUUCGACGGGAAUUUUUGUGGGUGACGGCAAGCUGAUCGAAGUGCAAACUGCCGAGGAUGUUGAGACGACAACCGCCAACGUUGCUGGACUUCCUCCCACGGCAGGGGCACCUGGCGCGGUAAAGACCCCCCCGAACAAGCCUGCUACUCGAGCGGCGCAGGCGUUGCAGAACAAGGAGCAAGAGGAUCGGGACUGCUCCUGCAGCUGCGAGCCGAGAAGCGCCCGGUGGCCCCACUGGGUGCUCUUCUCAGCGUCCAUCGUGAUGUACAUCCGCUGUGCGUACGAGUUCGACCACUUUGUGUACGGCGCCGCGACGGAGCACCCGCUCAAGGGACGCCGGUCUCCCUACAACGAGUUUGUGAAGGUCUUGACCGAGGAGGACGUCCGCACGUAUUCUAUUUCCACCAGAGCGUGGGGUGCGGUCCAACGAGGGCUCGCAUUUCGCUGGUCGGCGGACGCGAAAAUCUCAGUUUUGAACGGCGUUCCCAUCCUCGACGAAGGCAGUGCUUACUUCGACGCCCACGCCAUGUUUGCCUGGCUCUGCACCCUCGGCAACUGGCAGCCGGUCAUGCUACUGGACCCGACACAGCAACCCCCGCCGGGUUUCGAGGAGCGAACCUUCAACGUGGCGUCGGGCCUUCUCGUUUACACCAUGAUGCUUUUCUUCGUGGAGGCUGCGCUGGCGACCACCUUGAUGUUUUCGGGCUGGACCUGCUGCAUGAAAGUCCGGGAGCCACGCCGGUCCUGCGGCUCCGCCAUGCUGGUCGGCGCCACUGUGGGUCUGGCCGGCAUGUCCUGUUUUUUUCACGGCGUUCGCUGGUCGACGGCCCUCUCUCUGAUGAGCGACGACCAGAAGUCGCCGCUUUUUCACACGGAUACCCCGCUUUUCGGAAUCGUGGAGCACGACACCAUUUGGUUUCUCGCUGUUGUGGCAAUCCUAGUUGGGGUGGUUGGCUUGUUGUGCACCUCCCCUAAAAUAAGUGCGGGGGACCUGCAAAGGGACCCGGCCGCGGCGAAAAACCUCCCUGCGGCACCGGGGCUGAAACCAGACGCAGGCACCUACACCAUUGCCGACGCGAGAAGUGCAGCUGCAUCUUCACCGAUGACCGGCGUUGUCGCGGAGGGAGACAUCGUGCAAGGUGGUGUAGCAGAAAGGGACAGCCGCGCCGAGAAAAAGACGAAAAACAGUAGAACCAGCAUAACGAAUUCAAAGUCCGGAAGUCGAAAAGAAAACGACCCCAAUCAUGUCGACGUCGAAGCACAAACAAAGCAGCCUGCAGGCGACGACAUAGUGUGA